AAUAACUCGCCGAGUGAGUUCAGCGUUGCACACGUUGCUCGAGGUAAACAAACGGAAAAAUAGAGGGAAAUUGAGUGUUUUCCGGUGGCGUAUUUUCCUCUCGGGAAAUAACACAGGUCGUCCUAACGUUCUCCGGUGUUGUCACAGAGCGGUCGUGAUCUGAGACGCUCCCGAUCGUAACAAUAAUAAAAACGUAAACAACUGAUCCUAGAUCAGCUGUGAAUUGGACACGCGCAGGAUCUCCCUACACUCUCAGAGUGCACUGGUGGGGACAGAAACAGCUGAGCUAGGGCUACAUGCUGAACACAACACAAACACCGAUCGUUUCAAGUGUCAGUUGCCUUGUCGAUGGUCGCUGGAGUAUUUUCGAUUCAGUGGAUACUAACCGUGGUUCGACCAUAGAUAGUGAUCGUGUUUUUUACAUUUAGUGGACUCAGUUAUGGUGCCCCAACAAAGUAUGGAUGCAUCAAGUUCAAAUAACGCGAAUAGCAGCGUGGUUUUUGGAUCGCAGCUAGUUGAUAAAAAUUCAGCCACCCCCUACUCUGAUGCCACUCAGACCAAAAAGAACAACCCAAACCACAUCAAAAGACCCAUGAACGCGUUCAUGGUGUGGUCACAGAUAGAACGGAGAAAGAUCUGCGAAGUAUCACCGGACAUGCACAACGCAGAGAUCUCCAAGAAGCUGGGUCGCCGUUGGAAGCUACUCAACGACGAAGAAAGACAUCCCUUCAUCGAAGAGGCUGAAAGGUUGAGACAACUCCACCAACAAGAAUACCCAGACUACAAAUACCGCCCCAGAAAGAAGCAGACCAAACCUUCCCCCAAAGCCACAACUGCGAAGAAGGCGUCCAAGAAGAGCCCCAGGUCUAAGAACGACACAAACAACAACAGUUCAGUGUUCAAAGAACGCAUAUACAACAGGAGGUCCAAUCUUCCAGAUGCUGUGGUGUCGAAGUUGAAGGUUAGAUUGAGUGGAGGAGAGACACAGAGGAUGUUGAGUCCGCCUCCGGUUACCCAGGACAUGAGGCCUUUACCACCCAUAAGCUUCAUGGCGAAGGUACCCACAAGUCCUUCCUGCGAUACACCAGAUUCACCAGAAAGCGCCACCAUCUACGACGACACAUUUGCACCACUACAUUCUUGCCUGGUAAAAGAAGAACCUGAAGACAGACUAGGCCAACAGCACACCACAACGCUUGACGACCUGGACAAAAUAGAUGAUCUCCUUCAAAUAGAUGGGAUUAAUCUAGAAGCCUUAGCAGACAUAGAAGGCUUGGACACGUCGUCAAACAGUUCAGGUUCUCACCUAGACUUCACAUGUCCCCAGGAUAUUCCAAUAUUCUCCACCUUAGUAGGAAGCCAUUGGAAUACGAACAUGUUCGAUUGUUGAAGAGAGACCUCAAGACUGUUUUUGGCCCAGUUUUUAUAACCAUUUGUAGUAGUCGGCAGGUCGCACCAAGUGCAAAGUCCGAUGCGAUGCAGAAGUCCCAAAUGUUAUCGAGAAAUAUAUUUUUGACUAGUCGCAGUUGUGACUUUCGACGAAAUACGAAUUGAAGAAGUGAUAUUUCCAGCUUGGAAGUUUGCAAUACGAUGUUAACUGUGAAAUUGUUGAUGUAGCUUCACAUUGUGAUACAUUCUGAUUUAGACAGACUGUUUUUUUGAAAGCAUCGGAUGUGUAUUCUAUAUAUUACCUAAUGAUAUAUAUUUUAUUGUAUUAUGAUCUCAUUUUGUUUAUUUUUCGUAUUUAUCAUUUUUUUUUUAGUCAACACAAUAUGCGUAUUCAGAGCAAGUUAUUCAGUGCCUAGCUCGGAAGAUGUGUCGGUUUCAAAAGAUUUUCCCUACACAUUUUGACCGCCCAAUAAGAAAAACCUAUAGGCGGACGCAAAGUCAGGCUGUGAUCCAUCUCUUUUGAUGACCAAUGCUUUAGUUGACAUGAACCGUUAGACUUUAAAGAUUUAUAGUGUUGCUCGCUCGCCUGUUUCGACCGGUUCAGUGCCACGAGUUGAGAUGAAUGGUUACGAAGUUAUGAGAUUUAUUCGUUUUUGUUAGGGAGGUCUUCGCCAAAUUCGCUGAUUUCGGUUCGAUAUGUUUUCUGAUCACCCCCGUUGAAAUAAUCCUAUUACAUUAAUCAUAACAGUUUUUCACUUUCUAACCAGAGCUUGAAAGGCUACUGCUACUACCAAAGCACGCUGAGCAAUCUGAAUUUAUUGCUAGGGAUAUUAAUAAAAAGUCACCUUUAGAAGCUACCUACCCUACCAUAAAGUAUACUCCAAAAUCUAGCCUAAGAACUUUAAUAUUUUUGAGUACAAUUUACUUGACCUUUCCUGCUCUGGUUGUUACUUUCGAGAUCUGUAUGUUAGUAACAUUGAAAUGAAAGUACUUGAUAAUACCCUUUACUGUACAGUUUAAGAAAAAUUCACACCAUUUUAGAAGAUUGGAUUGUUACUAGCAUCAAGAUAGAAAUACUCUCUUCGAAGUUCUGAUUGAUACUAGAGUUCAAAUCAAAAUUUACAAAGGUGCGAUAUCAACAACAAGAACUAAAAUUGGAUCAAUAUCCUACAAAUGAAAUUUACUCAACCUUUUGAGAUUCCUUUGUAAAGUACCAACCAACAGCUUUUAUUUACUGUCUAAAUACUAGUAUUCAAUCCACACGAUAUUCGAAGAUCUAAUUGUUACUAACAUCAAAAUGAAAUUAUUCCAAAGUGUGGUACACUACUACUAGUGUACUACCACUACUACUACUACCACUAAUAGACAUUACUAUACAUUUUGAAUGCUAGGGUACAAUUUAGACGAUCCUCUAAGAUUUUAUCAACUAAAAUUAAAGUAAUCAAGAAACUGUACUGUUCAGAUUACUUGCUUGUAAUUUACUAGUUCUUCAAAGAUUUGAUUGUUACUAACAUUAAGAUAGAAUAUCCUCUACUGUACAGUUUGAAUACUAGGAUUCAUUGCACACGACUCUCAAAAAUUUGAUUGUUACUAGCAUUAAAAAUGAAGUGCUUGUAACUUACUAGUUCUUCAAAGAUUUGAUUGUUACUAACAUUAUUAUAGAAUAUCCUCUACUGUACAGUUUGAAUACUAGGAUUCAUUGCACACGACUCUCAACAAUUUGCUUGUUACUAGCAUUAAAAAUGAAGUACUUAUAAUUUACUAGUUCUUCGGAGAUUUAAUUGUUACUCACAUUAAGGUAGAAGUACCCUCCAAUGUCAUUCAAUGUAUAGUAUGAGUAGAACGUUAAAACAUUCUACUAGUUUUGAAAUGAAUUUGGUUUUAACUUACUAGAUCUCCGAAGACUUGUUUGUUACUAACAUUUAAGAUAGAAGUAUCCACUAACCGAACCGAAAACAGAAUUGACGAAGACCCCAAAAUGUUUUUGAGUGCGUUUGAAUUCGUCUACCCUUCUAUCCGUUCAGAUAAGUAUCCCAAAAGUCGCCACACAACAGUCUCAGAUAAUCGCCUGACAAAUGUGGCAUCCACCCCCAUUUUUUUCCAAAGCAACCGAGGGAAAAAAUCAUUCACAUUCACGCACAAUCUUGAAAAUUAGAAUUUAUCUACGGAAUUUACAGAUUAGACAUCGAUACCCUUUUAUACAUACGAUUGGCAGAGUCAGCAGUGCCAACAUGGCCAUUCAAGUCUCCCCAGAAACUUUCGGUCAGCUAAUAUGAACGAAGGGGGGAAAGAAAGAUUACGGGAAUCCUUUCCCCGCAAAAAAGACCUAUCCUGAAAAUGUGCUCUUCGAUAUCUCCGCCGACAGGCGUUUUUUUAUUACGAUAUCGGAAAAAGUUCGGUAGAAUGGAAGAACCAGGACAGGAAUUUAUAUUCUAUCAUUAAAUAAACCUGGGUUGGCGAGGAGAUUGUUUUUUCUAACUAUAGGGUUAUUAUCAGCUUCUGUUUCGACUUUGUUAUCGUUUAUUAUCUACCCCCAAGUUGGGGUCCUUUCACGAACAACGAAUAUUUGCUCCAAACAACCAAUGACUGUAUCGAAUUAUCUUUUUAUGUCAAUAAUUCUUUUUCAUUUAUAAAUGCGUAAUUGCUAUUUAUAAUAUAAUACCUUAAUUAAUAGACAGGGACUUGAAUUCUAUUAAAAUAUUGAUUUAUGUUCUCCAACAUUAUCAAUAAACGUUUUGAUUAAUUUCCUUUGAUACCGAUCUGAAAAAUUGUGUUAAUGUUCACGAAAUUAUUCAUUAAUAGUCCCAUAUUAUUCAUUAAUAGUCCCAUAUUAUUCAUUAAUAGUCCCAUAUCAACCAUAACGAUCUAUAGAAUCAGCUAUAAUGAUAAUGACUAUUUUCAAAAGGGGGGUCAAUGAAUUUGUUAACGUUUGGCUGCUGAUUCUGCCCAAGUGCUAGACUUGUCCAUAUAAUAUAUAUCUAUAUAUUAUUUUUAUAAAUAUAUAUCAAUAUCAGGGCGUUGAGUUGCUGGUUAACGAUGUGUUCAACACUAAGUACAAAUUCAACUGGAUCAAUUCAAUUCAUGCUUACAAAUUUUCGGCUGAUUUCAACCAAGUUUCUUGAACUGCGUUACUCAGUGCCCCAAACGUUCGUUCAUGUGCUUUCAAUGUCCUAGGAUUAUCCUUUUUAAGACUAUUGUUUAAAAUAAACGUUAGAGCGAACUGUCCGUAAUUGUAAGAGUUUUCGAAUUUUAAAUUUUAUAAGAGGCAUGAUAAAUAUUUGUAACCGAUGUUUCGACAUUACGUUUAUGCAGAGUUCUGGAGCUUUGUUGGCGACUUUCGAAGAGAUAGAUUUGUAGAUGGAGGCUCUGAGUACUUGGAAGUCACGUUGUGAUAUAGUUUUCUCAAUUUCACCUCCAUAUCUCUGUAAAAACGCAGAUGUAUCAUGUAUAUAUAGUAUGAAAUUGCUCAUAUGAAAAGUGUUUGUUGGACUUUUGACAGGAGCACUCGUUGCUCCUGACUCGUCUUGGGUUCACUCGUGAGCUCAAUGGCAACGAAGAAUUUCAGGAUUUUCCUCCGCAAGAUGGAGUCCUUGAGAUGCGUUGUUGACCUUUUUGAUGAAGGGGAUCAACCUUGAGAGAUUACAAACUUAGCAAUAUUUUUGCAUUUUUCUCGAUGUACCAUAAACCAUGCAUUUUUAAAUCCCAUGUAUUAUAUUAUCCCUAUAAUGAAGUUAUUAUAUAGUGUGUAAAUUUUGUAUUGUAGUUGCUGUUAUAGUACAUGCAAUAUAGUCAAUAAAAGAUUUUUUCAA
Molecule: messenger RNA, 5198 nt
Organism: Harmonia axyridis
Lineage: Eukaryota; Metazoa; Arthropoda; Insecta; Coleoptera; Coccinellidae
Product: transcription factor sem-2-like
Exons: 2
Coding region: 440-1390 (316 amino acids)
Biological process (GO): anatomical structure morphogenesis; cell differentiation; regulation of DNA-templated transcription
Molecular function (GO): DNA-binding transcription factor activity, RNA polymerase II-specific; RNA polymerase II cis-regulatory region sequence-specific DNA binding
Source: RefSeq, a predicted model, not a curated record